AUGUACCGUGGAUGCGGGGGCGAUACGAUUUUGAAGACUUCCACUCAGGCCACGCUGGAACAUCUCGAGGCGAGGCGCUUGGAGGAGGCAGAGAGGAAUACACCCGCCCAGCCGACGGCGAUCCUGUUGGUGCUGUGCGCCGUCCUCUUCCGCUGCGGAGACGCCAGGUCCCCCCAAUACGACUACGAUGCCAGACUCGCACGCCGAUCCUAUAACAGAAACAAUCCACGAAACAUAUACGCCAACAUAGGGAAUCCGUACAGCCAGGAACGCGACUACUCUCGCCAGGAACCCAGCGGUCCGCCUGUCUGGGCCAAGAAUCCGGAGCGAGACAUCUGGAUGAGAAAUUCCCAUGCUGUCGAGAAGGGAGAUGGAUCAGAUAGAAGAAAAUUCGCCCGGAGCGAUCCCGACGAUGCGUCGCGGAAACCGUCGGAGAUGCCAUGGAACUUCCCCGAAAAUGGGUUUCUUUCCGACGAUGCCUUCGACGUCGAGCCGGCUUUCGUCGACCGUCCACGGCCAAGCACGAACAGGGAGGGGAGGACCUUUUUUCUGAUCAAAUCGCUCGUAGAUAGAAUCAAGAGGCGCAUAUGCUCGUACUUUUCGCCCGACGAUUUAAACCCGUCUCGCUCAGCGGACUUCAAGGCGUACGGGAACUGGGAUGCGCAAGACCGUCGACAGCAGUACUCUUCUGACCACUCGUAUCGUUCGGGAAUAGAAAAUGAAUUGGUAGAGUUGCUGGAAGAUCUCAUAUCGGAUGAGGGUCUUCCCGAGGCUCUUCAAGACGAUCCAGGAUAUCCCUAUUCCGUCCGGACGGGGAAGAGGAAUCAACACUACUUCCGCGAGAGAUCCCACUAUUACUCGGAACCGUGGGAGUCAUUCCACUCCGAUCCCCAUGAGAAAUCGCUCGAGGAGUUCGAACCUCGCCACGAUGAUUACCUACCCGCGAGGAGUUUCUACGAGUCCGAGCUCGGGGUCAGGCAUCUCGCAUCUUCCGAUGAUCCCAUCGCCCCGGUUCUCGCCUCCCCUGCAAAUUCAUACGACCACUUUCGACGGGUUCGAUCCAUUUUCGGAAGAGAUGCCAAAGAGCACGCGCCUCUCCACUCAGGUCCGGGGUACGUAAAAUCCGAUGAGUUCGCCCGGAUUGCAAGGAGCGAGGAGGAGGAGGAGGAGGAAAAUGACUCCAACGUGGAAUGGCAGGACGACGAGGAAUCCCAAUGGGGUCCAAAAUCUGGUGCAGUAUCCCACAUGCCUGAAGUUCUAGCCAAGACUAAAACUGAAGAAGACGCCAGAAAUGAGGUUUGGCAGCCAAAAGGCGUCUAUCGGCACCCUCACGCUCGAGAACAACUCAAGAGUGGCUCUGUUCCUUUCAAGGCGUCACAUCUUGAAAGGGGCGUAAAAGAGAUGGCAUCUGGCAUGGAGAAUCCCUCUCGCGGAGAAGUGAGACCAAGUAGUACCAAAGAGGUUUCCUCAUCAAGCUUCAUUUCUCGGAGGCCAAGCGGCGCAGAAUACAUGGCCUUACAGAGCGAUCACCUCCUUGCUUUCUUCCAGGUGUCUGGGGAAGAAGAUUUGACCAGGGAACUCGUGGAGAUUGUGACUAACAUGGCGAACUGGGCCUCUAACGACAUCGUGGAGCAUAAGGGGCAGUUGUCUAAUGUCGGAUCCGAACUUGGGACCAAGGCUGCUUUUGUUCAUGCUGCAUCCGGCGGGCUAUAA
Darwinula stevensoni is the source of this 1713-nucleotide messenger RNA. NCBI's taxonomy places the organism in Eukaryota, Metazoa, Arthropoda, Ostracoda, Podocopida, Darwinulidae. The record is from the annotation of a GenBank genome assembly.